AUGGAAUCACCAUUGUCGCUGCUCCAAGUGCUUGGAUGUGUGGCCAUUGUUAUCCUCGCCUUCUCCCUCAAGGAUUAUUACCAGAGCGAUGAAACUGGCUUCUUUGCCGCUGUAGCUGUUGUUGGCCUUCGACCAGAAUGGUUUACCUGGUUACAAUCCACCGUCCGGUCCCUCUGGGCGACUCAAGGUUGGGCGUUUGACGGAUAUAACAAGUUCUCAAAAAACAACAUUCCGUUUGUAAUCCCAAGCAUUGAUCGUGGACCACUGGUAGUGAUCCCACCUCGACAAAUCAAGAAAAUUUACGACCUCCCAGAAAGUGUUCUCGAUGUACACAAUACUCAAAAUGACACGCUCCAAGUGAAAUGGACCAUUUGGGAUGACGAAGUAGGUGUAAAUAAUUUCCAGAUCAAGGUCAUCCGAAACCAACUCACUCGCAAUCUGGAGGUUCUGACACCUAUGAUUGCUGAGGAAUUGUCCUGGGGAUUUGAGCGAUUCUGGGGUACCGACACAAACGAGUGGAAACCAAUUCGAAUUUGGGAUUCUGCUUUGAAACUUAUCGCUGGUGCCGCAAACGGCGCCUUCUGCGGUGCCCCUCUCUGUCGUAAUGACAAAUUCUUGAAGGAUCUCCGCGACCACGCAAUGAGCAUCUUCGCCGGCGCGAUCAUCAUCAACUCCACACCAAAGAUAUUAAAGCCAGUUUCUGGAACUCUGGUCGGAUGGACCACUUGGUUUCUCUUUGAAAAGACAUUGAAAACUUGUUUACCUUUUGUAAAGGAGAGAUUGGCGGAAACUGCAAAGUUGAGAGAAAACCCAAGCUACAACUGGACGCCUCCAAAAGAUGCGCUGCAAUGGAUCAUCGAUGAGUGUUAUUUGACUGGAAACCCUGCUCAACUGGAUCCAAAGCGUGUCGCACAUCGACUUCUUCUCGUGAAUGAUAUCUCCCUACAUUCGACAUCAUUUACGGUUCAGAAUGUGAUCCUCGAUCUCUUCAGCCAAGACCCAUCGCUAGGAUUUGUUGAAGCUCUUAGAGAGCAGUGCGCGACGGUAUUAGCGGAGGCAGGAGGCUCAUGGACGCGAGACGCAGUAAGAAAAUUGACUCUUGUUGACUCCACGAUCCGAGAAUCGAUGAGACUUUCCCCCUUUGGAACUAUCGGAUUACCCAGAACAGUUGUUCAUCCAGAGGGAAUCAAACUUGAAAACACUGAUAUCACAGUUCCACCAGGUACAGUGUUGGCAGUGCCAAUGGAGCCUGUGCAUUACGAUGAAGACAUCUACCCCGAUGCUCGUAAAUUCAACGCGUUCCGAUUUGCUCAGCCAGGUGCGGUAAGAAAUAUUUUCGACUCCUUUACCUCGAAGGAAGAUAUGGAGGCAGCAAGGAUUUCCGAAGCCAACGGCGAUCCUAAGAAAGUCAAGUCUUCUGUAACACUCGACGAUGCUUUCCUGGGGUUCGGUUUCGGAAAGUACGCGUGUCCCGGUCGAUUCUUUGCUCUGAACGAGAUGAAAAUCUUCAUGGCACACAUGUUGCUGAACUAUGAUAUCGAGUACCUCAAAGUCCGACCGCAACAUAUGAACAUCAUUUCCUUGAAGCUGCCACUGAACAAGGGCACGAUUCGUGUACGUCGGCGGGUUGGCACUGUUGGGAAUUGA
Glarea lozoyensis ATCC 20868 is the source of this 1647-nucleotide messenger RNA. RefSeq names its product Cytochrome P450. Bases 1 to 1647 code for a protein of 548 amino acids. Lineage: Eukaryota; Fungi; Ascomycota; Leotiomycetes; Helotiales; Helotiaceae. The record is from RefSeq and is a predicted model, not a curated record. Gene Ontology annotation, molecular function: heme binding; oxidoreductase activity, acting on paired donors, with incorporation or reduction of molecular oxygen; iron ion binding. The transcript is spliced from 4 exons.